This is a messenger RNA of Portunus trituberculatus (swimming crab), 1363 nucleotides long. RefSeq names its product ankyrin repeat domain-containing protein 17-like. The record is from RefSeq and is a predicted model, not a curated record. The transcript has 10 exons. The coding region runs from base 126 to 1013 and encodes 295 amino acids. Gene Ontology annotation, molecular function: protein binding. Lineage: Eukaryota; Metazoa; Arthropoda; Malacostraca; Decapoda; Portunidae.
CAGCCACUAAACAAAGAGUGAGAUCGUGCACUCUAGUCUGAGAAAGACAACACCAUCCACGACAUCCUUCCCAAUACCGCAGGCAACACCACACAUUGAAUCAGGGUACUGGUAAACUUCAGGACAUGUCGAGGGCUUGGUGGACUUGUCUCUUCUUACUGGGAUUGGCGACGGCCAAUGAAAAGCCAUCAGGUUCGGAUGUGGUGCAGUUUAUGAUUCACAAAGACACCGGCAGUGCUUCCGCCGCUGUCGAGGACCAGCCCGACUUGAUUAACUGGCGGGAUGAAAAAGGUUGGUCACUACUUCAUCACGCUGCCUGGCAUGGAUCUUCAGAGGUCAUUAACAGUCUUGUGAAAGCUGGCGCUGAAGUGGACCUGAAAGACUUAGUAAAGGGUGUGACCCCGCUGAUGGCUGCUGCGGAGAAGGGACAAGAGGAGGCACUGAAGACACUCGUGAAAGCUGGGGCGGAUGUCAACGCUACGGACAGUGAGGGCAAGGGUGUCGUUGUGCGAUCAGGGAGCAGCUCUGUGCUACGGCUACUUCUUGAUGCUGGAAUUGAUCUUGACCAUCGUGAUUCCUUAGGGAAUACGCCAGUAAUGAAGUGGGCACAGGAGGGACGGGCGGACAUGCUCAUUGAAGCGCUUCCGCAUUGUCCAGACAUCACUCUCACUAACCACAACGAUCUUACGGCCUUGGAUGUGGCUACGAUGAACAGGAACGUUAACGCCACAAAACUCAUAGAAGACAAGAUCCAGGUCAUGUGUGUCACGGAUGGUGUCCACUACCCGCUCAAUCACACCAGGUAUGAGGGAUGUCAUGAGGUCAGAUGUGAAGCCAAGUGCCAAUGGACGAAAACUGGAAAUAUUGACCAGGCCUGCAGUGACGUCAAUAUCGACUCUCUUGACAAUCCUGGAGGGACACGGCACAACAGUGAAGAUGGGCGGCCUAUAUCUGCGGAGGGGAUGCUGCUCGUGACAGUGCAUCAGAGAGUGCGCCAGGCGAUGUGUCCUUGAAAGGCGUGGCAGCCAAGCUCAAAUGGGAGACAAAAGAAAUCCGGAUAAAGUUACAUUUUUUUCUAAGUGCAGCUGAAGCUGAUGGAGUUUCUUGCAGUUAUAUCAAUUUAAAUGACAAUACCAAUAUUUUUUUCCGGUGUUUCUGUUAUAUAAUACGAGAAAUACGAGUGACGAAUUGUCUUAAAGUAGUUAUAACUUAUAGAAUUUAAUGAUAAAAUGUAAUAGCUUUACAAAUAAGAGAUCUGCUUUGGAUCAGCAUUGUUGGGGCAUCACCUGAAGCAGUCCACUGAUUUGCUCUGUAGUUGUAAAGAUCUUGCUUUAUGCAGAACUAACAUAAAUACUAAGUUCAC